Messenger RNA from Ostreococcus tauri, 957 nucleotides. Its product is annotated as Chorismate mutase, AroQ class, eukaryotic type. NCBI's taxonomy places the organism in Eukaryota, Viridiplantae, Chlorophyta, Mamiellophyceae, Mamiellales, Bathycoccaceae. The transcript has a single exon. The record is from RefSeq and is a predicted model, not a curated record. Gene Ontology annotation, biological process: chorismate metabolic process; aromatic amino acid biosynthetic process. Gene Ontology annotation, cellular component: cytoplasm. Gene Ontology annotation, molecular function: chorismate mutase activity. The coding region runs from base 1 to 957 and encodes 318 amino acids.
AUGGUGGCCACCGUGACGAGCCUCGCGGCGACGCGAUCGUCGUCGGCGAGCGCGCGGUGCGCGAAGAGCGUGCGGAAUCAUCGGUGGCGAGCUGUAGGUCGGCGCGAGCGAACGAGCGUGUGCGCGUCGCCGGUGGCGUCCGCGGUCGACGGUUCGGUGGAUUACGAGGACACGAGCGAUCGAUUAAAGCUGGAGAACGUGCGACAGAGCCUGAUAAGGCAGGAGGACUCGAUCAUCUUUGCCCUCAUCGAGAGGGCGCAGUACAAGCUCAAUAGAGCGGUGUACUCUAAGAACGCGGUGCCGGUGCCGUGCUUCGCCCCGAACGGUGAUCGGGCGUCGAUGUUGGAGUACAUGUUGCGAGACGUCGAGCAGAGCCACGGGAGGAUUCGAAGGUACACGUCGCCGGAUGAGCACGCGUUUUAUCCAGAGGCGCAGCCGCCGCUGGCGAUUCCACCAAUCUCUUUCAAGGACGUCUUGCACCCGGCCGCGGAGGCGAUCAACAUUAACGAUCGAAUCAUGGAUAUGUAUGUGAAUAAUUUGUUGCCAGAGAUGUGCGAGGGCGGUGACGACAACAACUACGGCUCUUCUGCGCUGUGCGACUUGGCGUGCCUGCAGACGAUUUCUCGUCGCAUCCACUACGGCAAGUACGUCGCGGAGUCCAAGUUUCAGGCACAGCCGGAAGAGUACACAGAGUUGAUCAUGUCACAGGACGCCGAAGGGUUGAUGCGGUUGCUCACGAACCAGGCGGUGGAGGAUCGCGUCGUUCGACGCGUGGCGAACAAGGCGGCUGUGUUUGGCACGGACAUCACCGAGGACAUUCCCGAAGGCCUCGCCUUACCCAUCGGCUCGGAAUCCAUGAAAUUGGCGCCCGAAAAAGUUGGAGACCUGUACUACCGCUGGAUUAUGCCCAUGACGAAGGAUGUCCAGGUUGCGUACCUCUUGCGUCGUCUCGACUAA